This is a messenger RNA of Colletotrichum karsti, 1335 nucleotides long. Its product is annotated as C6 transcription factor. Lineage: Eukaryota; Fungi; Ascomycota; Sordariomycetes; Glomerellales; Glomerellaceae. Gene Ontology annotation, biological process: DNA-templated transcription. The record is from RefSeq and is a predicted model, not a curated record. The coding region runs from base 1 to 1335 and encodes 444 amino acids. The transcript has 4 exons. Gene Ontology annotation, molecular function: zinc ion binding; DNA binding.
AUGUUCUCUCUCAGCUCUCUCUAUAUUCCGGCACCAAUGGCUGAAGCGGCUGGGUUCGAGGUUUCGGAUUUGGCUACUUUAUCUCACCGAUGGUACUCGGCUUCCCGUCAGGCUUUGCAAUCGGGCGGAUUUGAGUCCAAACCCACCCUGGUUCAACUCCAAGUCUUCAUUGUCUCUCAGCUCUAUUGGUAUGGCACCAAAGAUAUCGAAGCACUGAACACACAUCUUGCGCAAGCCAUCCGCAACGCACAAGCUCUAGGCCUCGACCGGGAGAGUCCCGUUUCUGUUACUGACUGCUUGGAGAGAGAAAUACGACAUCGGAUUUGGUGGGAUCUUGCCGGUGCAGACACAUUCCAAUCCUUGUGUCUCGGAAGGCCGCCAUUACUUCAGUCACACUUAUCAAACGUCCCAUUUCCUUCCAAUUGUAACGACGUUGAUAUAAACUCAGUCAGCGCUCAGGUCAGACCACUCAAUGAGCCAACGGAAAUGAACAACGGCGCGAACCUGAGCUCUCACGCAUUCGUCUCCAGCAUCGAUGCCGAACUAACUGCCAUCACGGACGAGUUUCCAUGGUACUUCAAGAACCUUGCGCAAAACAUGACGAUACAGAACCCGGCUCUCCCGCCUAAUUUCGGGUUUGUUCUAUGGGGCCACCAUCUGCUCGACAGCUGCAUAGCAGUCCAGAGGGUACGUAUGUACCGCCCAUUUCUGCAACCCAAGGCUGGCGAGAUGUUCCAGCGUUGCGUCGCAGCCGGGUCGUCAACCUUGACUCUCUACAAGGCCAUCCGAUCACCAGACGAGGCGCGCUUCCAGAGGUCCGACAAGCUACGCAUUCAAGCCUAUCACGUCAUCUCAGCCGCUAUUGUACUUGCCACCUUUCUCCUUGUCGAACAGCCAGCCAAUGCUGUAUCAAUUCGUCACGACAUCGAGAUGAUCGCCUCGGACUUGCAACCCCCCGCGCCAGGCUCGACCGAAGACCGGCGGUCAAUCGCAACCAUCGACGAUGGCCUCAAGGUUCUCCGUCGCAUUCUGUCCUUAUCUGAUGAGAGGAGUUGUAAUCUUCCCCAGGGAAGUGACAACCCGAUUAGGCUGGCGCCAGAGAUAUCUUCGGUGUUUGGUGGCGAGGCGUCCGCUCGGAAGUAUCUAGAGAGAUGUGCCAUCAAAUACCUGGGAUGCGAUGAUGUGAUUCAUAAUGGUCAGCCAAUGUUGUCGAAUCCUCCCGUGGAUAUGUCUAGCUGGGAAGCUCUUCUGAACCCGUCUUCAUGGGGCGAAUGGGGCGACGAGUUCUGGGCGGAGCUUGACUUGGCUAUCGGAGCGGGCGUUGAGGAAUCAUGA